AUGAUAAAGAAGUUUGUGUAUCACAUCGUGGCAUACAUUAUUUUUGCGCUUCAUUUAAAAAUAUUCAUUCCUAAAGUUUUUAACGAAAAAUGGACAUGGGACAUAUAUCAUAUUUAUUUUUGUAUGGCCACAUUUUAUGUUAGUUUGUUGACAAUUUACGCCAUUGCUGUAUUUUGUAAUUUGAAAAAAUUCGAUUUGAAAAAUUAUCCUGUUGAAGAAAUACAGUCGUAUAAAAAUAAUGGCAACAAGAAGAAUAUACACCCCUACUCCUCCUUCGAGAGGUUGGACUUGGUGAACAUGAACUUCAUGAAAUUACUCUAUGGUGCAAUCUUUAUGGCCCCUUGGAAAACAAUAGCCCUAAUCAUACUAUCUCUCACUAAUAUUCUCGUUUGUUUCCUGUUCUCAUUUUUCAUGGGAAAGAACAAGGAAGACCAAGAAAAUGGAAUUGUAAAAGUUUACUUAAAAUUUCUCAAGUUCAUUUGCAGAGCCUCCUUAUGGCUCUUCGGUAUUAAUGAAAUAGAAAGCAACUACCUGUGUGAUAUGGACUGGCCAAAAAAUAUCGUUGCGAAUCACGUGUCUGCCCUAGACCCCUUUUAUUUUAUAAGUGAACAUGCUUGCAGUUUUGUUGCGAAGAAAUCCCUGCGUAACGAUUUCAUUGUUGGACUUAGCGUUAUAUGCUUAAGGUGUGUAUUCGUAUACAGAGAAAAAUCAGAGGAUCGAAAAAUUGCCUUGGAAAGCAUUAAGGAAAGACAACUCCUUGUAGAAGAGAAAAAGAAUAAUUUUCCAUCUUUUGUUAUAUUUUCUGAAGGAACCACAUCCAAUGGGAUGCAAAUAAUUGAACAAAAGAAAGGGGCCUUUUUUUCUCUCCUCCCCAUUACCCCCGUUCUGCUCGUAUACGACUACGACUUUUUUAACCCCGCCUACGACAUUCUGCCCUUCACCUGGUGGUUCAUCCUGAUUGUGUCUAAUUACCAAAGCAUUUCCCUCAAAACGUACUGGCUCCCUAAGAUCUACCCACCAGACCAAAAGAAAUUUCCAAAAAUGACGGAGGAAGAACGCAUAAAUCAUUUCCAUGACGAAGUGUCCAAAAUCAUGUUCCAAAGUAUGAAAAAGUACAACCCCAGGGCGCCCCAAAAUAUAGACGACUAUAACGACUGGCCAGGAUCACUACGUAUAAAACUGGAGUUUUUUCAAGCCGCCCUGGGCAACAUAGCCACCAAGUAUAUAAUUAAGGAAAAAAAUCGAAGUGAAAAAAAAUAA
Plasmodium knowlesi strain H is the source of this 1260-nucleotide messenger RNA. Its product is annotated as phospholipid or glycerol acyltransferase, putative. The record is from RefSeq and is a predicted model, not a curated record. Lineage: Eukaryota; Apicomplexa; Aconoidasida; Haemosporida; Plasmodiidae. The coding region runs from base 1 to 1260 and encodes 419 amino acids. The transcript is spliced from 4 exons.